AUGGCGACAGUCUAUCGACCGCAUUCCACGACGAACUCCAUGAGCUUUUCCAGAGGCAAGCGCUCUCCAAACACGGCCACCGUGGCGCACCAUGGCGCCACCCACGGCGCCACCCACGGCGCCGGCUGCGGCUUCGGGCGGCCCUCGUCCACGCCGGCAGUGCGGCGGGCGUCGACGACGCGGUCCAUGGAGAAGCAGCCCUUGCAGUACUGGAACCAACAAGCAAGGAACUACGAUGACAACAUCUUCUCCACGAUUGACGAGGACGCCACGGGGGUCAUCCUGGACGUCAUCCGCUCCCACGGCAGCCAGGACGACUGCAGGGCCUCGCGCUGUGUGGACCUGGGCUGCGGCGUCGGAAAGUACCUGCCCGCGCUCUCCAAGCAUUUUCGCCAGGUGAUGGCUUACGAUCUGAGCCCAAAGUUGGUCGCGCUGGCGCUCAAGGAGGUGAAGCGAAAGAACUUGGAGAAUGUGAGCGUCGCAGUGAGGGACCUCGCACAGGUCUGGUACAGAAGUGAUCCUUCAGGAGCUUGUUUUGGGAGGUUGGAUGAACUCGAAUCCUUUGGAUUUGGAGUCAUGGCCAAUGUGCUGAUCGCGCCCGGAGACGUGCAACUUCAUGAGUUGAUGCUGUGCAACGCCCACCGUUCGCUGUGUCCUGGGGGCCGGCUGUUGUGCAUCGUGCCAUCGCUGGAGAGCGCGUUGUACGUGCACCAACGUUGUGAGGAAGAAAGAUCCGAGGGUCCCUACUGCUUGGGUGCGGGCGAUUCCCGGCCCAGCAGGGCUGAGGCGGCGGAUCUGCUGAAGGGCGUCUUGAGACGCUCGGGGGUGCGCACCAAACACUUUUUGGAGCCCGAAUUUCGACUCCUGGCCUCCAAAGGAGGCUUCCAGGUGGAGUCCGUCCAACGUGUCACAUACCACUGGCGUUCAGAGCUGGGCCUGGCCUCAGACGGCCAGGUGCCGCAGAGGUUGCGCGAGUCGCCACUACCGUGGGACUGGCUCUUCCUCCUUCACAAGGCCCCUCUGCCAUCCCGGGACGCGCCGGCCGCGGCGAUGGCCGCGCUGCUUCCAACGGCGCUCCGGGAGGCGCGGAGCGAGUCGGAGGGCCGGCUGCCGACGCUGCUGAGACCCAAGAAGGAAGAGAACGGUGCAAGAAUGACCGAUAGCCAGAAGGCUUUGUUUUCGACGAAUCGACCGUCCACCGUGUCACCCUUGUGA
Cladocopium goreaui is the source of this 1215-nucleotide messenger RNA. Lineage: Eukaryota; Dinophyceae; Suessiales; Symbiodiniaceae. The record is from the annotation of a GenBank genome assembly.